AUGUUGUCUACUUCUGCUCUGGUAGAGAUUGCCAAGCUGACACCUCUUGAGAAGGCCCAGCUUGCCAAAGCUGAGGGUAACAAAUGCUUCAAGAACAGAGACUACAAGGAGGCAUUAAAGCACUAUUCAGAAGCCAUUGAACUUUGUCCAAAGGAUGCCACAAUGGACCUGGCCACCUUCUACCAAAACAGAGCUGCCACUCAUGAAUAUUUGGGAGACAACAAAGCUGCCAGAGAUGAUUGCACAACUGCAUUGGAGUUGAAUCCCAAAUAUGUAAAAGCACUCCAGAGAAGGGCUAAGGUGUGUGAAACUAUGGAAGACCUACAGCAAGCUUUGGAGGAUGUUACUGCAGUUUGUAUUCUGGAGUGUUUCAGCAACGUCUCUGCCUUGCAAGCUGCUGAUAGAAUACUGAAGCAACUAGGGAAAAUGCGUGCCAAGGAGACAUGGGAAAAAAAGGAUUGUGUCUUCCCAUCUAAAUGUUUCAUUCGUACUCUGUUGGCCUCCUUCAAAGAUGACCCAGUGAUGCAAGAUGUUCUACAACAGGGGAAGGCCAAUGGGUACCCAGAGGAACCUCUCAUUGGAAUGGCCAAAGCAAAGGAAGCAUUGAGGAAUGAGGAUUAUGAAUUAGUCUUGGAUGCCUGUGAAGAGGAGUUGGCUGGAGAUGUAGCUAGUCCUCAUCAUGCAGAGGCCUUGUGCUUGAGAGGCACCUUUCAUUACCUGAGGAGUGAUUUGUCAAAAGCUGUGUCCGAUUAUUCUGCUGUUGUCAGCAUGGAGGAUGCCCCAGUCAAGGUGCGUGCAAAUGCAAUAAUCAGGCGAGCCUUGGUCAAGCUGCAACUAGACGACUUUGAUGGCUGCAAGGACGACUUCGAAGAAGCUAUUAGGAUCAAUCCCAGCAGUGCUGAUGCUCACUAUCAGCGAGGACAAGUAUUUUUCCUGCUAGAGAAAUAUGAGGAAGCCUUGGAAGACUUCAAGAAAGCUGUGGCUCUGGCAGAAGAUGACUUUCCAGUUGCAGAGGCCCAACAACUUUAUACUGAGUAUAAGAUUUCCUCAAAUGCAGACAAGAAUCAAGUCAACAGCAUCAUCAAGAGAUUCCAGGAAGUUGAAGAGAGAUACCCAAAAUGUGGGGAGUUAAUGGCACUCCUUGCUCAGAUAUAUGUUGAGCAGAAUGAUUUAAAUAAGGCAAAUGCCUGCUUUGAUAGAGCAAUACAGGCUGAUCCAGAGAAUGCAACACUGCUGGUCCACAAAGGAAUGCUCCAGCUACAAACCCGAAUGGACAUAGUCAAGGCCACUGAAUAUCUCAAACAGGCUAUUGAGGUAGACAACAAGUGUGGAUAUGCUUAUGAAAUGUUGGGAACACUUGAAGUGCAAAAGGGAAAUUUGCCCUAUUCAGUGGAGCUCUUUAAUGAAGCUAUUCGCCUUGCAAAGACAGAGGAUGACAUGGCUCAUCUCUUCUCCCUGAAAGAGGCAGCCAUAGCACAGAAACACCUGUCAGAGAAACUUGGAGUCACACUUCCUUCCUUUCCAGGAAUGUGAAAGUGUCAUAGGAAGUGAAGGAGUCGGUUUUUAUUGUGAUUCAAAUUAGGGUUUGGAGGAGAAGCUUAAAUCAUGAGAUUCCAGUGCAGUGUGUUCUCUUCACCACUGGUGAUCUUGACAACAUUUUUGUCUUUCCACAUUCCCUGUAUGAUCUAAAGGAAAUGAAUGUGGAUCCUGCUGACCAGCAUGGAAAACCUGUUUCUCCUUUUCUCAAGACAGAUGCUUUAUUCAUAUACACAAACAUAUAAUGUGCAUCCUAUGCAGAGGAAGCUGACAGCUAACACAGUCUAGAACUUAGAAUGGGGACUCAAUUCACACCUCAUAUCCUACAAAGUGUCUCUUCCCCAAACACUCUCCAAUGAAAAAGCAGAACACAACUUCCAAAGUCACCAGUGUAUUCAACCAUGCUUCCUGGAAAUGCAAAAACAAAGUGAGG
Messenger RNA from Darwinula stevensoni, 1969 nucleotides. NCBI's taxonomy places the organism in Eukaryota, Metazoa, Arthropoda, Ostracoda, Podocopida, Darwinulidae. The record is from the annotation of a GenBank genome assembly.